AUGUCACUGAAUACAAAUCCUGUCUCAUCUGCUGCAUGCCUGUCCUAUCUACACGGUCAGUGCCCGCUCUCGGCGAGUGACUGCCCCAACCUGCAUAUUCGGCCUACCUCUCGCCAUGAAAAGCCUUGCUAUGACUUUCUACGGGGUCACUGUGCCUAUGGCACCAAGUGUCGUUGGAGCCACGCCGUGGAAGGUCCUCAGUCUUCUCGCCGGGUUGGUAACGAGGAACAUCCUCGCUAUCGUUCCAGUUCCGAACAUUAUGCAUACGCCUCACCUGCAAGCGCUGUUGUGCCCGUCUUCGGGGCUCUCUACCUUCCCUCGCAGCGCCCCUGGUAUGCACUGGCCUCUACGCCGCAGCCUAUCACCCCACACUCAGAGUUUUCGUCUCUUGAGUUACCUCUGUCGCUUUCGACAUCUCCUGCGGCCAGCGACGCACCCAGUCUCAGCAACGCUUCAUCUGACACUGAAUCUGCCUAUGGCUCUGACCCUUCUCACGAUACGUAUGACCCAGUAUCUGCUUCCGUAUUGAAGCUGGCCAUGCCGCAAGGCAUGUCUGCUCACGCACCGCCUGGCUUCUCGCCGAACGCUGCCCACCCAUACAUGUUCUCGCCGAACAUGGAUUAUUUCCCACCACUGCCGCCCGCACCUGCUACGCCAAAGCUCGACCGCCCGCCUUUGUCACGGCGCAGCACACAUAAGAAGGCCAUGGCUUACCGAUCUAAACCGUGCAGGUACUGGAUCGCGGAACAGAACUGUCCGAAGGGAGAUCAGUGCACAUUUCGGCACGAUGACGAGGACGCGGACCUACGCGUACGAACCCCAUCCGAGCUUGCGCUUUUGGCCUCGACCACGAAACCUUCCCCUCCGACACCUGCUUCUCCCGUCCGGCCGUUGCUACCCCCGCGUCCGAAGUCGGAGAUCGAAGAACUGCGCGCGCGGGGGAUUUAUCCUAUUACAUGGCGCGUUAUUGGUGGUGGCGUGAAGAUGGGCGGGCAACUACGGACAUGCCAGAUCUUUGCUGAUGGGUCGUGCAACAUGGGCGACGACUGCCCCUACGUACACGAUGAGAAGGAGGUUCUACCGCCGGGCGGGAUUCGUGAUGUAGCUGCAACUGAAGCGCUCGUGCUCCGGCCGCGCCCGGCCGUUAUUGUUCUCAGGCCGGCUCCGGUGCCACGAGUUACCGCGGCCGAUAAGGCGCCCGCGACCGUCGCCGAGGCGCUCAGCCCUGUGUCUCCUCUAGACCUCAAGUCGUCGCUGACGCUCCCCGCCGAUGCUCUACAGCGGGCGCGCUCUACACCUCCGGAGCUUACCCGCCGGGAUACAGCGUCAGAAAGGCAGAAGGCCUUCCUCGCUGAAUCGCCAGCCUUCUGA
Messenger RNA from Peniophora sp. CBMAI 1063, 1371 nucleotides. Lineage: Eukaryota; Fungi; Basidiomycota; Agaricomycetes; Russulales; Peniophoraceae. The record is from the annotation of a GenBank genome assembly.